Molecule: messenger RNA, 844 nt
Organism: Aedes albopictus (Asian tiger mosquito)
Lineage: Eukaryota; Metazoa; Arthropoda; Insecta; Diptera; Culicidae
Product: calaxin-like
Exons: 1
Coding region: 109-789 (226 amino acids)
Molecular function (GO): calcium ion binding
Source: RefSeq, a predicted model, not a curated record
AGUAAUCGUUUGCAAAACCAACCCUCACCUAUCACCCACCACUAUUAAAUCAGGUGUAGAAGAAGUAGAACGAGUAGAACAGACAAAAGACCCAAAAAAAACCUUAUCAUGUCCCUAGAUCUCACCCUGGAAUCGAAUGAGGAGAUUCGCUUCCUCAACAAAAUCAGCGGUUUCGUAAGGCAAUUGUACAAGCAAACACACUUCACGGCCCGUGAGCUUGAAAUCGUCCUCCUGCUGUACUACAAGCUUCUCAAGGACGAGCACAACGGAACGGUUCGAAGUGGUGGACAUCCAGCGUCCAGUUGUAUCAGCCGGCAGCAGUUCACGACGGUGUUCGACACGGCGUUCGGCAUGGCCGACAACGUCAUGCUGGGGAGGAUCUUUUCCGCGUUGGACACGGGCGCCACGUCCUACGUUACGAUGGAAACCUGGGUUCAGAUGAUGUCGCUCUUUCUGCGCGGGACAUUCGAGGAGAAGGUCAAGUACUGCUUCCGGGUGUACGACAUCCAGGGAGACGGGAUGAUCCGGCGGGAUCACAUGAUGCUGCUGCUGAGGAGUGCCUUCGUCAAAGCCCAGGACGAGGAAGUGGAGGAAGCGGUCAAGGAUCUGGUGGACAUCAUUCUGCACCGGAUGGAUGUCGAUCGGGACGGAUCGAUAUCGUUUGAGGACUACAGUGAAACGGUCCGAAGGGCGCCGGAAAUGCUGGAGUGCUUCGGGAAGGCUUUGCCCGAUCGCGGGCAUGUCUAUGCUUUUUCGAGGACUUUUCUGGAAAGGGUGCGCAAAUUUUGAGUAAAUAAAAUUUCGUUGUAGGUACGUUUAUAAUAUCUGGUAAACUGUUACGCAU